Messenger RNA from Aspergillus eucalypticola CBS 122712, 589 nucleotides. RefSeq lists its product as uncharacterized. The coding region runs from base 1 to 477 and encodes 158 amino acids. The transcript has a single exon. Lineage: Eukaryota; Fungi; Ascomycota; Eurotiomycetes; Eurotiales; Aspergillaceae. The record is from RefSeq and is a predicted model, not a curated record.
AUGUUGACCGACGAAUCCAACGUUGUGUUCAAAACUUCUCUUAGUCUUUUGAGACCCAACGAAGAUAGUGACUGGCCCAACUGGAUCAUUGAAACUGGCCUGUCUGAAUCACUCCGUCGGCUGCGUCAAGACAUAAGUUGGUGGAUCGAAAACUCCGGUGGACAAGUCCUCUUGGCCUUGCUAGUUAGAGUUGACCGCGCGGCGAAGAAAAUUACGAUAGAGAAGUACUUCCCGCAGAUCAGACAAGGACCCAGCACUCGAGCCCAAACCGUCGCCGGCGUGAUCUAUGUGAAGCGACUCGUGACCACUACUGUGAUAGACAUGAGGACAACUCUCCCUUCUGUCCAAGGCGGCCCAUUAAUCCUGGACUUCGAUCGUUUGGUCGGUCGUCCGGCUGUUGCCCUUGAAACGAACGUCAUUUUCGACAGUGCGCGAUUGGUUCAGAUGGGUCGUCUUGUUUUUAUGGGGAUACCAUAAGUUGUUUGGGAGGUGAUAAGAUAACUGAAUAUUUGCUUCCCUCGCUUUCGGGCCAUUCUCAUUCAUAAGGAUGUACAUCCCAGUUCUCAGAUAGCAACCAACGAGAAGUCAC